Molecule: messenger RNA, 1449 nt
Organism: Olea europaea var. sylvestris
Lineage: Eukaryota; Viridiplantae; Streptophyta; Magnoliopsida; Lamiales; Oleaceae
Product: GATA transcription factor 5-like
Exons: 3
Coding region: 246-1253 (335 amino acids)
Biological process (GO): positive regulation of DNA-templated transcription
Cellular component (GO): nucleus
Molecular function (GO): sequence-specific DNA binding; zinc ion binding
Source: RefSeq, a predicted model, not a curated record
AUGCAUCCUAAGAAUAGUCUCACGCAGGCACAGCCUGCCAGAAUGAGUUAAUAUUCCAUACGUAACACCCCACCGUAACACACAAAAUUUAUUUUUGAAAGGAAAAGCAUAAACCAUUAACUCACCAUCAGUUUCGCCACGAACAAGUCCUCAUUUCAGUGCCCUCUUUCUUUUUAUCCUCAUCUUUCUCCAUCCUCUUUUUAAUCUUAUCACUCUCAACAGGUAACAAACGAGUUUUUUAUAUUAUGGAGUGCAUUGAAGCAAGAGCGUUGAAAUCGAGCUUUCUUUCUCAAACUUCCAUGAAAGCUAAUUCACAAGUGCUGUUUAACGAUGAUGGGUGGUGUUGGAGUGGAAUUAACAGCGGUCCAUGUGAUGAUUUUCCGGUUGAGGACCUUCUUAAUCUUGAUUUUUCUGAUAAGGAUUUUCAAGAGGGGUUGUUUUUAAAUGAAGAUGGACAAGAGAAGGGUGUACAGCACAGAAAUUCGAAUUCUUCAUCCACUUUUUCUGGCGUCGAUGACUUUGAUAACGUCCCCUCAGGCGAACUCUCCGUUCCGAUUGAUGAUUUGGAGAAUCUCGAGUGGCUUUCUCAAUUUGUGGAUGAUUCUACGUCAGGGGUUUCAUUAUUAUGUCCGGACGGAAGUUUCAUGGAGAAGGCUGGAGAAUUUUCGGAGAACCAAAUUGUACCGGUGAGUAGACCGGUGGUUCAGAAAAUCCGUGUUCCAUGUUUCCCGUUGCCGGUUCCGGGAAAAGCAAGGAGCAAACGGCAAAGGCCGAAUGGGAAGACUUGGUCCUUGUCGUCACCGGCGUUGAGCGCCGCCGAAUCUUCUUCUACGACGUCGUCUUCAAUUGGGUCCUCCACGUUGUCUCCUUUUGUGUUAAAAACCCCGGUUCAUGACAUGGAUUGGUUUUCCUACGUGGAAAAACCGCCAGCGAAGAAGCAAAAGAGAAAACCAAAGGCUGAAAGCGGUUCAGUGUCGGGCAGUUCCCAGACUCUUCGUCGGUGUACCCACUGUCUGGUUCAGAAGACUCCACAGUGGCGAACCGGGCCGUUGGGUCCCAAAACCUUGUGCAACGCUUGUGGUGUGAGGUACAAGUCCGGUCGACUUUUCCCUGAGUAUAGACCGGCUUGUAGUCCCACUUUCUCUCAAGAUGUCCACUCGAAUAGUCACCGGAAGGUUUUGGAAAUGCGGCGGAAGAAGGAAGUUCUUGGGGUGGCAGACACCGGUCCGACCCCAAUCAAUCCGUGUUUCUGAGGUUAGGAUAGGAUUUAUUAUGAACCGGUUAUCGAAACCGGUCCGGUAGGUCUAGCUAGGCUGCGGUUCAAAUGUACAAUUUUGGUGGUGGAUAGUAGGCUGGUAGGUGGUAGGCAUAGAUCUUCUACGGAAAUUGUUGAGGUUAUGAAUUUAGGUUUUAAUUUUAAUUAAAUUUAAUUUUGGUUGUAAUUUUUUA